This is a messenger RNA of Pygocentrus nattereri (red-bellied piranha), 1188 nucleotides long. It is a transcript of the gene slc25a48, whose product is annotated as solute carrier family 25 member 48. The record is from RefSeq and is a predicted model, not a curated record. Gene Ontology annotation, biological process: transmembrane transport. Gene Ontology annotation, molecular function: transmembrane transporter activity. The transcript has 7 exons. Gene Ontology annotation, cellular component: mitochondrion. Bases 143 to 1072 code for a protein of 309 amino acids. NCBI's taxonomy places the organism in Eukaryota, Metazoa, Chordata, Actinopteri, Characiformes, Serrasalmidae.
GGAAAAGUUGUGCUGCUGGCUUCAGGUCUUCAUCUGUUCCAGUGUUACAGAAACAUGCUCAGGUUUAAGAUGUUCUCGGCUGUUUGACGAGCCGCUGUGCGAUUAUUCGAUUUUUACCUCAGACUGACCGUCGUUGGCUAAGAUGACUUUCUUUCGGCUGGAUGAUUUUUUGGCAGGAUGGAUUGGAGGUGCAUCUAGUGUGAUUGUGGGACAUCCACUUGACACAGUUAAGACACGUUUACAAGCAGGCAAAGGAUACAAGAACACUCUUCACUGUAUCGUCACCAUCUACAAAAAAGAAACCGUUGCUGGCUUUUUUAAAGGCCUCUCCUUUCCCCUGGCUAGCAUCACACUCUACAACUCGAUGGUGUUUGGCUUCUUCAGCAAUUCUCAGAGACUCAUCAGCAAGCUUCGUUAUGGUGACGGGAGACACCCUUCUGGUAUGCUUGACCUGACUGUGGCCAGCAUGACAACAGGCCUGGUAUCAGUAGGCCUGGGAGCACCUGUGGAUCUGGUCAAAAUCAGGCUGCAAAUGCAAACACAACCAGUUCUUGCAGAAAACGUCACCCUUGCUGGUAAUGGCAGUGUCCCGCUUCGGACAAUGGGCCUGCAGGCCCAGCCCGUUUAUAGAGGCCCCCUUCACUGUAUCAGCAGCAUCCUGCAGACUGAGGGAAUCCAGGGGUUGUACAGAGGGGCAGGAGCCAUGGUGCUGCGCGACGUGCCUGGAUAUACCCUUUAUUUCAUCCCAUACAUUUUAUUCUGUGACUGGUUAAAGCCUAAUGGGAACAGCCCCCCUCACCCCUGCUUCAUUUGCCUCGCUGGAGGAUUAGCAGGAUCCAUAUCUUGGGUCACAGCAACACCAGCUGAUGUGGUUAAGAGUCGAUUGCAGGCAGACGUUAUGCACAACAGGAAAUAUAAAGGAAUUGUCCAUUGCAUCAUACAGAGUUACAAGACAGAGGGAAUACAUGUUUUCUUCCGUGGUGUGACAGUGAAUGCAGUCAGAGGAUUUCCCAUGAGCGCUACUAUGUUCCUGGGUUACGAACUUUCCCUCAGGUUUUUUCGAAGCCUGUAACAACCUUCCAAAUCUCUACUUAACACCGAGACUGACUAGUUCUUAGUGUGGAUAAUAUUCAUCCAAGAUUUUACUGUUUACAAAGAUCUGCAAAGUAAACUGCAAAGUUUACAAAG